Messenger RNA from Pseudophryne corroboree (corroboree frog), 942 nucleotides. RefSeq names its product regulator of cell cycle RGCC-like. Bases 161 to 472 code for a protein of 103 amino acids. Gene Ontology annotation, biological process: regulation of cell cycle. The transcript is spliced from 5 exons. The record is from RefSeq and is a predicted model, not a curated record. Lineage: Eukaryota; Metazoa; Chordata; Amphibia; Anura; Myobatrachidae.
GAUCUCAGUCCUCAGCGUCCGGUUGCCAGGCAACGCUUCACGCUCCCCUGGAACCUCCUUACGCUGUGCGGCAUGACGUCAUCGGCAAGCGCCCGUCACGGACGGACUCCAUGCGGGACGCUGCCGCGACCCGGCUUCUCUCAGCGGCGGGGGGUAUUUAAUGUCCCUAGGAGAAGAUCUCGUCCUCACCUUGUCAGAGUUUGAUGAUGCUUUACAAGACUUCACAAGAGGACCAUGUAAUUUUGAGGAACAUCUUAAAAAGCUAAAACAACAGCAUCAGGCAACACUUAAUCAUAGCAGUAGUGAUUCAGAAAGUGUUAUUUCCUCGCAGAGAAGCAGCUUGAAUACUAGUGAAGAAAAUUUUAGUUUUUCAUUCACCAACACAAGACACCAUCCAAAAGCAAAGCUUGGUGAUACAAAAGAGCUGGAAAAUUUCAUUACUGAUCUGGAUAAAGUUCUUAGUGAUUUCUGAAAGAAGAAGUUGUCAGCAUGAUCGUAAUAAAGUCAUGCUUCCUGCUAACGUCUGCAGCUCGCCAGCCUACACAAUCGUGUUGUAUUACUGUACAUUAACAUAACAACUGCCAAUGCUAUAUUGUUUAUGAAAAUGUACCUGAACAUCCUUUUAAAGGUUUAACAUGUGGAAGCAGGAAAAAUGCUUUAAUGUAUUGUAUAUACUGUAUCAUAAAAUGGAAUGAUUUUUUUUUUUUAUAUAAUUCAUAUAUUCAAUUUAAAAAAUAAAUGUAAGUUAAGAAAUAUUUAUCUCUGUUCAUGCUGAUAUACUUGCAUGUUUACUAUAAAGCAGUGUGAUCCCCCCGCCCCUCAUACCCCUCCCCACUUGUAUCUUCAUUUUUAACUGAAAUCUUUGUCUAUGUUAAACAUAUAUGUAUGGUGUCUAAAAAUCAUCUGGAAUAUGUCGAAACUAUUAAAUAUAUUUGCAAUUUG